Sycon ciliatum is the source of this 3622-nucleotide messenger RNA. RefSeq names its product crossover junction endonuclease MUS81-like. Gene Ontology annotation, cellular component: nucleus; Holliday junction resolvase complex. NCBI's taxonomy places the organism in Eukaryota, Metazoa, Porifera, Calcarea, Leucosolenida, Sycettidae. The record is from RefSeq and is a predicted model, not a curated record. The transcript is spliced from 18 exons. Gene Ontology annotation, molecular function: crossover junction DNA endonuclease activity; 3'-flap endonuclease activity; DNA binding. Bases 242 to 2797 code for a protein of 851 amino acids. Gene Ontology annotation, biological process: DNA catabolic process; resolution of meiotic recombination intermediates; double-strand break repair via break-induced replication.
CAUGCUUCGUCUGAAAUCAAGACAAAAGUGUAAAACUGAUCCACCAGUCUUUUCACAAAUUUCAGGAGUUUGUUCGACUCCAGCUGUUCUCGUUGACUUGCCGCGGUGCUAUGAUCAUAAGGACGGCUGCUGCAUGCUGGAUUAGCCUUGCGGAGGUGCCAAAACAGAUAUUUUUUACCGAGCUGAGUUUGUGUACAAUGUAGCUUGUUCUGUGAGUGAUUUGAAUAGUCAAUGGGUGAAUAUGGCAACAUUUGCAGUGGGCUCCCGAACUAAACGGAAGUACGAAGCCAAGAAGGGCUGCGCGAAUCCCCUGUUCGAGGAAUGGCUGAUUGAGUGGCGGGAUGAUGCUAGAGAGAAAGGUCACCCUACCCACUUUGGGUUUGAUCGAGCAUUGAAAUCACUGCGCCAGUUCCCACUGCCACUGAAGAAUGGAGCCGAGGCCACCCAACUGCUCAAGUUCUGGGGUGAUAAGCUGGGUAAGAUGAUUGACAGGCGUAUUCAGAAGUACGAGGAAGAGACUGGACUGAAAGUCAAUCAAGGCGUGUCUGCGCUGGAGCCCGUUGAAAACAGGCUCAGCAUUCCGGCACCUCCGCCUGCAGCGAGCGCUGGCUCAACAGCACCCAAGGCCAAGGCGCAGCGGAAAAAGAAGACUGCAGCAGCCGCAACUGCCGACACGGCUGACCUUGGUACUAGUGUCGCUCCUGCUCCCACCAAGAAAAAGAGGGCAACAACAGUACAGGAGUACGUUCCACAGCAUGGGUCCGGGCCGUAUGCAAUCCUCAUGGCUCUGCUCAAAGCGUCGCGGCGUCCCAACUACCCUGGUUACAUGGGCAAGGCAGACAUCCAACGUGACGCACAGCUGUAUGCAACCAAGUCAUUGACAAGGGCUGAUCCCGGAUCUUACUAUACAGCCUGGUCCUCAACUGGCGGUCUCAUCAACAAGAACUUGCUGACAAAGAGUGGCUGUCCAGCUAGAUAUGCCCUUACCAGUAAAGGAGAGGAACUGGCCGAGAGGCUAGAAGCUGUGGACAACGGUGCAGCACCGUCAGCAGCAGCAUCAUCAUCGCCGUCGUCAUCAUUUUCACCGCCAGCACCAGGAGCAAUGUCUAGCUGUAGUGAUGCCAGCAGUGCUCGGUCUCAGUCUAGAUCGUCACCGACUGCUGCAUCUGUGGGCUCAUCAUCGUCCUCAUUCUCAUCCUCCGCUGAUUCCUACUACUCACCCCCGCCGGCCAAAAGAAAAUCUCCGGCGGCCAAAGUAGCCACUGCGGCGUCAUCGACGGCGAUGUCAGCCUGCCUCAGUCCUCGUGAGAUGGCAGCGCAGGCGGCUAUUCGUCGCAGUCAGGCUGCAGCAGCGCAAAGCCAGUCUUGCGCUUCAUCGACCAGUUACACCAGUGUAACUAGAACCUAUGGGCAGAGUACAUCAGGCAGCAGCCGAAAUACUGUUAUUGCCCUAAGUGAUGAUAGUGAUACAGACCAUGAGGACCUUGCAGACCAUGACCAGGAUGCCACUCUAGUGGCAAUGGAUCAUGACCAAGACUGGGAUGCCAUGUUCUCUAAUAAUAACGAUGUCGACGAUGAGGAUCUGCCGCUGAUCACGUCUGCGGUCAAACCACCGGCCCGUGUGUUAUCCGCAGGACGGACGACGGAGACCGGAUCUGUGGCGGCGUCGGGGCGCACUGGAGCAUCCUCGGCGGUGUCAUCGACGAUAUCUAAAUCUCACAGUGCAGCCAGCAGAUCAGUAACCACAGCUGCUGCAGCUGCGCUGUCAUCCAGCAAGUCUACAUUACCAGCAGCUCAGUCAGCAUCAACACGUGUAGGGAAGGCUACUGCUACUGCUACUGCUGCAAGCAGUGUACAUAGAGAUGCCACGUCUUCAGCUACAACACCACAGCCACUCUCUACUCCGACUGUGACUCUACCUGCCGGUACCUAUGACAUCAUUCUGAUUUGUGAUGUUUGUGAGCGUCGUGACGGGUAUUCUGGGCAGAUCAUGGAGGAACUUGAAAGAAACCAUGUGCGCUUUGAGCGGCGCAAGCUACACGUUGGUGACUAUGUGUGGAUUGCACAGGAGCGCACACAGCCUAUACCAGGGCAGCUGCGACGGCCAGACCCGCAGGAGCUGGUUUUAGACUACAUCAUCGAAAGAAAGCGAAUGGAUGACUUAGCUGCCAGUAUCAUUGGUACUAAGGACCGCUAUCGAGAGCAGAAGUUUCGCAUAGCUCAAAGUGGUCUGGCACAUCCUAUCUAUCUGGUUGAGGACUACAACAACAGCAGUCAUCUAAUCGGAGAGGACGCUCUCUUCCAGGCCCUUGCCACUACUCAGGUACAAGAUGGCUACUACGUCAAGCACACCAGCACGGCCAGGGAGUCGGCAGCCUACCUAACUCUCAUGUCCCGUCGCCUGGCAAGCAUGUAUGGUGGCAGCGUGUCGGUUAGUAGCUGCACGAAGGAGGAGCUGCCUCGACGGUGCUCGGGCGCUGGCAAUGGUGCGUGCCACACUCGCCUGCUUCGUUUCAGUGACUUCAACGAGAUGGCCAUCAAGAACAAGGUGAUGUCCGUGUCGGAGCUGUUCGCACGCCAGCUCAUGCAGGUGACAGGCAUAUCUGCAGUGCGCGCGGCCAGCAUCCUGGAACUGUACCCGACGCCCCGCCUGCUCGUCGAGGCCUAUGAGAAUGCCAGCGGCGGCGAGGCGUCCAAGAAGAACCUGCUGGCUCACUUGACAGCCGGUGCGGCACAGCGUCGCUUCAACAGUGUGCCGCUGUACCACCUGUACGGUACUGGAGCUAGUGUCACCUAAGCUUGUAGUAAGGUCAGCCAUUGAACCAGAUAUAGUCACCUAGCUGUAGCUAGUAGUACGGUCAGCCAAUCAGUCGGAUACAGUCACCUAGCUAGUCUAGUCACCUAGCUAGUCUAGUCAGCAAUCGAGUGAGAUACAGUACGAAUGAGAUACAGUACGAAUGAGUUGUUGCACUUUCAGAGAGUGACGGACAUGACAACCCUUCUUCGUACCAGAAGAUGCCAGCAAUCUCAAUCACUGCUGAACAGUUUGUUCGUCUCGCAGUUAUUCUCGUGGUGCGGCGGCAUCGACUAAGCUAACCUGGUGUCUGGUUCCAUCAGACAGUAUUAGAAUACAGAUGCGGCGGCGAGUGCAUGCUUCUACAGACACCUAGUCAGGCCAUGCUGCAAUGUACCAAGCAAUAUAUCCGCUGCAAACACUCCAAACUGCUGAUGGCAGACCAGUCACUACUGGUAAUAUUCAUAUUAGUUUCUGAAGUAUUGCUCUAAGGCUUUACACGCCGUUUAGCUAACCAUCCUAGCCCACCACCUCUUGAGGAAUCUGCUAGUUGAUUACUUUCCUUGCCCUCAGCUGAUGACUUCAUGAAACACAGCGAUACUGGAGUACAUGUAUCAUUGCACGGCCCCGCCACACCCUGCAUGCCAGUCAUUCUUCGCGAACCUUUUCCCAGUCAUACUAACAACACGCACUGUUGCUGCCUAACAAACUGCUAGAACAAACUGCUAGAAUGACUAUGAUGAUCAAACACACACAGCCUAUAACGAACGCGAAUUUACCAUCUCCCCGCCAUUCAACACAGCUAACAUGAAUGCGUAUUUUUCAUCA